AUGAAAUUGAACAUUUGCCUUUCUCAGGUCGAUUAUCAUAAGCAAAUGUUACAAAGUGACGAUGACUCGGGCGAAGACAUAUUUUUACCAACUGAAUUUGACAGAUUAAGAGCACAAGUUCAAGGAUACCGACGUAGAUUGGCGGCAGCAACAGCAAAAGAACAGCAACUCAAACGACAUCUUAUCGAGGAGAAUCUAUCAUUUGUUACCAUUACUUACUAUACCAAGCUGAUCCAAGAUCCCACCCAGAUCUACGAUCAUGAAUUGACGCAGCUGCAACGAGAAGUGUUUGACAAAUUUCUAAGUAGAGCAGAAGGGUGUUGUAUUAGAGAAUGCAUCAGCUAUCAUCGGCUAAGUGGAAGGACCGUCUUCAAUUUCAACAAUAACAGUGGUCAUCCAUUAGAAUGUAUACGGUUAGACACAUUUUACGACCAAACUUACAAAGAGCCCUAUUAUAUUGUUUACAAUAAAAAUGAACUUGAACGACGACGGACACAAUUGAAAAAAGAAGUAGAAGAAACCGGGUUACCGAUCAAAAGCCUUAACAAGGUUACAGAGGAGCAACCUGCGUUAAUUGAACAUCAUACGAUACCCAACUUUAUCGCCAUCGAUACUUUACAGGAACAGCAUCUACCCCAUAAUUUGAAUGCAUUUAUAAGAAUUAUCCAUCAUCAAUUACAAGCGUAUAUUGUCAAACGAGAGAUUUUGAAUGAUAUCGCGACCGUAAUGCGAGAAAGACAAAGAAGGAAUACAGUUUUACGAAAUUAUGUCUAUGCAGAAUACCAUAAACCAGCAACACCCAUUAAGGUUUUAUCUCAAACUGAAUCUUUGAAUAGAGUCCAGUUACAAUUUACACCACCUAUAGCCGCUGUUUACGAUACACGUUUAGAGGAGAGAAAAGGAGUUCGAUUCUUUAUUGAUCUGGAAUACGGGAACCCCAGUUCGAGUUAUCCGACAAAGAUUUCUAUCAAAAAGAUCGGAGAGCCUUCAAACCAACUUAAUGAAGGAAUAAAAGAAGAAGAAGAAGAAGAAGAAGAAGAAGAAAGCAACUUUGUUAGAAGUUUAGAGAAGGAUUUAAAGAUGAGAAGACUGAAUCAUGUAUUAAUAGAUAUUUUAGACUUUACAGCCGACAGUAAUGCUAUUGAUAAAGAAAUGGAUAUUGACCAAUAG
Mycotypha africana is the source of this 1170-nucleotide messenger RNA. RefSeq lists its product as uncharacterized. The transcript is spliced from 3 exons. Bases 1 to 1170 code for a protein of 389 amino acids. The record is from RefSeq and is a predicted model, not a curated record. Lineage: Eukaryota; Fungi; Mucoromycota; Mucoromycetes; Mucorales; Mycotyphaceae. Gene Ontology annotation, cellular component: Mis6-Sim4 complex; kinetochore.